Messenger RNA from Prunus persica (peach), 672 nucleotides. Its product is annotated as acyl-CoA-binding protein. Bases 262 to 534 code for a protein of 90 amino acids. NCBI's taxonomy places the organism in Eukaryota, Viridiplantae, Streptophyta, Magnoliopsida, Rosales, Rosaceae. Gene Ontology annotation, molecular function: fatty-acyl-CoA binding. The transcript is spliced from 4 exons. Gene Ontology annotation, biological process: fatty acid metabolic process. The record is from RefSeq and is a predicted model, not a curated record.
UGACAAUCAAGAACAAGAAAAGCACGGCAUCCUAAUUUUUUUAUUUUUUUUAUUUUUACAACUUGAGAGAACCAAAAGCCCAACAAAAAAAAAAACAAAUCACGCCAAACGUUGCGUGGCUUGUAUUAAUAAUAGACGACGGGACAUUAGAAUCAGAGACUGCUUAUAUAUCACCACCUCGAUUCCACCACCACACACGCAUACGGCACUGCGACUCCGUGCGUUGAACCAACAGCAGAUUCAAUCUCGCAGAUCGAGCAAAUGGGUUUGAAGGAGGAGUUUGAUGAGUAUGCUGAAAAAGCCAAGACUCUUCCAGAGUCAACAACCAAUGAGAACAAGCUCAUCCUCUAUGGGCUGUACAAGCAAGCCACUGUUGGUGCAGUGAACACCAGCCGCCCGGGAAUAUUCAAUAUGAGGGACAGAGCAAAGUGGGAUGCAUGGAAGGCUGUUGAAGGGAAAUCCAAGGAGGAAGCCAUGGGAGACUAUGUUACAAAGGUGAAGCAGUUGCUGGAAGAGGCUGGAGCUUCUACUUGAUGUUUUCCUGUGGUGUUCUUGCCUGAUUCAAAAUAAACUUUGUAGUUUUUCGCACUGGUACCCUGUUAUAUCUAAAUUUGUGUGUGAUUCGUCUAUGAUUUGCUUUAAGUAUAUAUGAUCUUAGUAAAUGGUUCCCUA